CGGGGCUCGGAGGGUCUUUAAAGUGCGAAAAGAUUCGUUAAGUACCGCUCAAUUGACCGCUUUAUUCCGGGUGUCGUUCAAGUCUUAACGCUACGAGAGUGUCAGUGGUUCCAAUUCAACGAUGUCAAAGUGCUUCGAGUAACCUUUCAAAUGAAUUUUUAAUCCAGUUGAUGCGGUGGGUUCGCCAAUUAUGGAUGUUGGAAACGUGAGUCACCAGCUUCAGCUACGGACCGAUAGCGGGAAUAUAUAAAAUGUCAAAUGCUGCUUAAAAAAGUGUCAUGGUGAUAUAUCAAUAGCGAAGUGAUAAGUGGUUGCAAAAAACAAAAUAUCAACUGUGCGUGAAAACUAUUAAAUUCGAUUAUCGAACCAGCGAUAAUAAUCAAGAAAUGGAAGAUGAAUCGACUGGGAGAGAAGCUAAUAAAAUAUGUGGAGUUUGCGGGGAUAAAGCACUUGGAUAUAAUUUCAACGCCGUUUCAUGCGAAAGCUGCAAGGCAUUCUUUCGCAGAAAUGCGUUGAAAAAUAAGGACUUCCGGUGUCCGUUUACGGAGAAUUGUGAGAUCACUGUUGUGACCCGUCGUUUUUGCCAAAAAUGUCGUUUGGAUAAAUGUUUUAGUAUCGGCAUGCGUAAGGAAUAUAUAAUGACCGAAGAAGAUAAAGUAUUGAAACGUCAAAAGAUUGAACGAAACCGUGCUAAGAAACGACCUCAACAAGAACCACCAAAAAUCACAAAACUCAAAAGAGAAAAUGUAGAUGUAAACAACUUUGAUCAUGAAACUGCAUCCCUCCAGUCGAUCAAUUCAGAAUCUUACAUAUGGGAAUCAGAUAGAAAAUACACCGAUUUGGAUGGCAACAGACAACAAAUUACGGAUAGUUUGAGUCCAGUUACUACGGCGAGUAUUCCGUCUCCUUCCAGUCCAUUAGAGGGAGCUAAUAUCGCAGGUUCAAAGACUCUACAAAUGCUGACUGCUCCAAAUUGCAUAGAAAAAUGCGCAGAAAACACUCCAAGGUUCGAUCAAUGUCAAGUAGGAUUUGAUAGGGUUCUCGAUGGAGGUGGCAAGUACCUGAUUCAUAAUCCAUCACCUGUGCAAGAAUCCUACGAACAACUUUCCGACGGAGUGAUGAAGGUGGAAGGAUCUUCGUCGACUAUUAACUUUGACCUUGGAAUUUCAAAGUUUGCAAAUAAUUCCGAAAAAGGAUCGAUGACCUCACCUAUUUCAUCAAAGUUUGAAGGACAGUCACAGUCCACCUCCAGGGAGAGAUUUGACCUUGACGACCCAGUUGCAACGUCCAACUUGGUAUCAUUUAUUAAUAAACCAACAUCGACGUCAACUUAUCCUGCAGAAAGUUCAAUUGUUUCAGAGAGUAUUCCAGCUCCUAGUGAAACUGAAAUAAUCAAAGACGGACAUAGCGUAUGUCACAAACCAAAGAGAUCGUGUAGUGCUAAAGAAUCUGUUAGUUUGGUUUCAAAGGUGAUGCAGGACCCUCUACUGAUAACAAAGAUCUUCAGCAACCCAGAUUUUACUUCGAGGAUAUUUCAGGACCAAGGAUUCAUUUCUAAGAUAAUGGCAGAUACAGACACAGUCUCGAGGUUAGUGUCGGAUCCCCAAAUAUCAAAGUUCUUGGAGGAAAACGAUCACGUCAGUUCGACAGAUGAGGUUAGCAUGAGACCAACUGGAUCUCAGACGUUGAAUGAGUUUGAUCAGACUUUGGCAAAUAAUGGAAUAUCAGAUAACAUGAUUAGGCAUAUGUUGGACGCCGAACAGAAACAACCAAUUGCAACUCCAAUUCUCAAUAAUCUAAUCACAAGCAAAAGUAAAACAGAAUAUCUAAAUCAGAAUGCAGAAACAUCAAAUAGUACAGAUUGUGUCAAAGAAACGGAAGACGUCACCAAAGACGUCCUUCAGGAAGUCCAACGGAUUCCAAUCGUUGUGAAUUCCAUAGAAUCAAUACUCUACGAAGCCAUAAAGCUCGAAUUUUCUGCUUGUUCGGCACUCGGUGGAAAUCAGAACAGCAGAGAACUUAACGAUGCUGAACGAGCCAAACUCAACGAAUUAAUCGUAGCGAAUAAAGCUUUACUUGCUCCAUUGGACGAUGACAUUACUAAUUUGGUCGGUGAGGACUGCAGGUUCAAGGCAAACGCUAGCCACUCAGAUCCUGCUCUUCUGGAUGUAAUAAACCUGACAGCAAUAGCUAUUCGUCGGUUGAUAAAGAUGUCAAAAAAGAUAAACGCGUUCAAAAAUAUGUGUCAAGAGGAUCAGCUCGCUUUGUUGAAGGGUGGUUGUACGGAGAUGAUGAUUCUACGAUCGGCGUUAAACUAUGACCCGGAUAAAGAUAUAUGGAAGAUUCCUCACAGUCAGGAGAGAAUGUCUAAAAUUAGAGUGGACGUGCUGAAAGAAGCGAAAGGAAAUCUCUACACAGAACACACGAGGUUUGUCAGAAACUUUGAUCCACGAUGGAGAGAUGAAAACAUAAUCCUAAUUCUCAGCGCCAUUGCAUUAUUCACUCCUGACAGGCCGCGUGUGAUUCAUAGGGACGUUAUCAAAUUGGAACAGAAUUCUUACUAUUACCUCCUGAGGCGAUACUUGGAGAGCGUAUAUCCUGGGUGCGAAGCCAAAUCUACAUUUUUGAAAUUGAUCCAAAAGAUCUCGGAAUUACACAGACUGAACGACGAGGUCGUCGGUGUGUACCUCAACGUCAAUCCUUCCAGUGUUGAACCGCUUCUCAUCGAAAUAUUCGAUCUAAAACAUUGAUAGUCUUUAUAUUCUUCACCCAAAUGUCUAUUUGUUGAACAAAUCCGCAACACUUUUGGGAUGGUAAUUCCAAACGAAUCUAUGUAUAUUUAUUCUUUCUUCAAGUUUACAUACAGGGACAAUAUGUGGAAACUGGCCUCUCUGUACGCCCGACUAACGUUAACUGAACAUACAAAAAAUGAAAAUCGCAAGGAGAACCGAGCCACAAAACGUUGCCAAAGAGAUUAAUUAACAUAUUAUGUACAGUUAUAGAUAUAUUCGAUCGCCAUAAUUAUUAUGUUUCUUACUCUUGAUAUGUUGAAUACUCUUAUUCGUUCUAUUAAUUUUUCUUUUUGUUUCGAUCGAAAUUCAAGUAAAUAAGUCAACUAUUGCUACAACAGAGAGAUUUUUUGAGAAAAUGUCUCGUAUGUAAAUAUACAUAACUUCUAUAGCGUACGGUGCAUAGCCCUGCAGUUGCGCUCAUCAUAUAAUUAAAUAAUUAUUGUACAUAUAAAAAUAGGUAUAGUUAUAGUAUACAUGUAUGUAUUGUUUCGUUUUUGACGGUGCUAAGUAUAUGUUUUUCCUCUAAUCUACCUUUAGGAAUCAAAACGCGUUGGGGCUUUAAAAAACGACGAUGGUGGUAAUAAUAACAACAACACGAACAAUAAUUACAGUAAUAUUUUAUAUCAAACAGUCGACUUGACGUACGUAAUGUAUACAUACAAUGUAUGUGGUGAAAACGUGAAUAUCGUGAAAGUGACGGGAAUUGUGAAAACGAUGGAGAUUGUGAAAUUAAUACUAGUGAAAAUGAUGAAAAUGGUGGAAACGAUGAAAAUUGUUAUGUAUAACAAAUAGUAAUAACGCAAACCGUAAAACAAAAAAAAAGUCGUGAGUUGUGAUAAAUAAUAACGGGCAUUACUAUAUUUUUUUAGUUACUGAAUAUUACACUGAAUAUAUGCGUGUGAUGAAUUAUUUUGAUUCUCAUACACCUUUCCUCGUUACAUUUGACUGUUUGAUUUGAUGAUUUAAGUAAUUUGUUUGUUUCAACCACAGUUCUCGCUAUCAUGUAGGUAACUAUCGAUACUUCUUGUAAUAAAAUUUACGAAUAUAA
Molecule: messenger RNA, 3840 nt
Organism: Athalia rosae (coleseed sawfly)
Lineage: Eukaryota; Metazoa; Arthropoda; Insecta; Hymenoptera; Athaliidae
Gene: Hr96
Exons: 5
Coding region: 387-2750 (787 amino acids)
Biological process (GO): cell differentiation; negative regulation of transcription by RNA polymerase II; positive regulation of transcription by RNA polymerase II
Molecular function (GO): nuclear receptor activity; zinc ion binding; RNA polymerase II cis-regulatory region sequence-specific DNA binding
Source: RefSeq, a predicted model, not a curated record